Terrapene triunguis (Three-toed box turtle) is the source of this 348-nucleotide messenger RNA. Its product is annotated as repressor of yield of DENV protein homolog. The record is from RefSeq and is a predicted model, not a curated record. The transcript has 4 exons. Gene Ontology annotation, molecular function: ribosome binding; sequence-specific mRNA binding. Gene Ontology annotation, biological process: viral translational frameshifting; innate immune response. NCBI's taxonomy places the organism in Eukaryota, Metazoa, Chordata, Testudines, Emydidae. The annotation marks the transcript as partial.
AAAGUGGUGGAGAAACUGAAGCAAGAAGAGGAGCAACAGAAACAGAAACCCAGCCUCGACUGUGAGAGCGACAAGGACAUCGAGGCCAUAGCCCAGCAGCUGAAGGUGCUGCCCCUGACGGAGCGGAACCUGCGCAUGUUCGACCACGCCAGACGCAACCUCAUCCCCUCGGCCGAGCGCCAGUUCGCCUGCCAGGCCUGCGACAGCGCCUGGUGGCGCCGUGUGCCCGAGAGAAAGCAGGUGUCCCGGUGCCGGCUGUGUGGGAAGCGCUAUGACCCGGUGCCCUACGACAAGAUGUGGGGCACGGCCGAGUUCCACUGCCCCUCCUGCAACCGCAGCUUCAGGUGA